This is a messenger RNA of Oncorhynchus masou masou (cherry salmon), 3166 nucleotides long. It is a transcript of the gene hdhd5, whose product is annotated as haloacid dehalogenase like hydrolase domain containing 5. Gene Ontology annotation, biological process: glycerophospholipid biosynthetic process. The record is from RefSeq and is a predicted model, not a curated record. The transcript has 8 exons. Lineage: Eukaryota; Metazoa; Chordata; Actinopteri; Salmoniformes; Salmonidae. The coding region runs from base 253 to 1587 and encodes 444 amino acids. Gene Ontology annotation, cellular component: mitochondrion.
GUGCGCAAGCGCGGUAUGGGUUGACACCGACGGAAAGCAAGCUUGCCAACGCGUGGCCAUCUGUUAUUCAUAUGGCAGCUUGCGUUCAAGUUUAGAGAUGGCACACUUUUCACUUUCUAUUGUCGUGUGUGAUAUAGCUAGCUAUGUAGUUCCUAUAGCUAGUUAGUGCUUGGUAGUGUAACGUUACUGCUGUUGUUUUUUGUCUAGUGAUUGUUUUAGCUAACGUAAGCUUGUUAGCUAACGUUAGGGGAAAUGGCAGAGUUACUGCAAAGAUGUAACGUUUUGAAAUUUGGUUGGCGACUCCUGAAGUCAAGUCACGCAGGAGCAGGCAAACAACUGUAUAUCUCAUCCCAGAGUUCCAGCAAUGGCCACAACUUGUUCGGGCUUCUCUUCGACAUCGAUGGGGUGCUAGUGCGGGGCCGCACACCCAUCCCUGCAGCCAAACAUAUCUUUAGGAGCUUGGUGGACAGGAAGGGGAAGUACAAAGUGCCUGUGGUGUUUGUGACCAAUGCAGGGAACUCUAUGAGGCAGACCAAAGCUGAACAAUUGUCACACCUGCUGGAAGUGGAGGUGUCUCCAGACCAGGUGAUGCUGUCCCACAGUCCUUUGCGUAUGUUCAGUCAGUAUCACAACAUGUGUGUGCUGGUGUCAGGACAGGGCCCAGUGCUGGAGGUGGCUCACAAUCUGGGAUUUCAGAAUGUUGUGACCAUAGACAUGCUGAGGGAUGCCUAUCCGCUUCAGGACAUGGUGGAUCACAACAGAAGACCCAAAGACAUGGUUCCACCAAGUAAAGAGUUACCCCCGAUAGAAGCCAUCAUUCUGUUUGGUGAGCCAGUCAGAUGGGAGACCAACCUCCAGCUAAUAAUGGACGUGCUCUUAACCAAUGGGAAGCCUGGGAAUGCCCUGACAACACUGCAGUACCCACACAUUCCAGUGCUGGCCUGUAACAUGGACCUGAUGUGGGUGGCUGAAGCCAAGAACCCCAGGUUUGGUCACGGUAUGUUUCUGGUGUGUCUGGAGAGUCUGUAUAAGAAGGUGACUGGCUGUGAGCUGAAGUAUGAAGCUCUGAUUGGAAAGCCCAGUGUGGUGACCUAUAACUAUGCUGAGCUACUCAUCAGACAGCAGGCUGAGAGUCUGGGCUGGACUGAACCUGUGGAGAGACUCUACGCCAUUGGUGACAACCCCAUGGCAGACAUCUACGGUGCCAACCUCUACAACCGCUACCUACAGUCCUGCCACCGCACCCGAGCCCUGAUGCAGCUCGGAGGGGGGGAGCCUCAGAGCCAACCCCUGGAGGACCCCCACGAAAUGACCUGUGCUGAGAUGGGAGGAGUUACAGGAGCGUACGGGGGCGAGGAGCCCCUCCCUGUGGGGUGCAGCUCCAUCCUGGUGUGUACGGGGGUGUACAGCCGGGACCAGCAGGAACUGCCCCCUGACCCCAGGCAUACUGUUACAGAGCAUCGGAUCUUCCACGGUCACAGGGACUUCCGCUUUGACCCCAACCUGACCCAGCCAUCCUUCAUGGUGCAGGAUGUGAAGGAGGCUGUGGAGCUGGUGUUCCAGCAGGAGGGAUGGCCUCUGGAGUAGGGGCCCGAGUCACAAUACUGUCCUGUCCCCUGGUCACAGCACUGUCCUGUCCCCUGGUCACAGCACUGCCCUGUCCCCUGGUCACAGCACUGCCCUGUCCCCUGGUCACAGCACUGCCCUGUCCCCUGGUCACAGCACUGCCCUGUCCCCUGGUCACAGCACUGCUCUGUCCCCUGGUCACAGCACUGCUCUGUCCCCUGGUCACAGCACUGCUCUGUCCCCUGGUCACAGCACUGCUCUGUCCCCUGGUCACAGCACUGCUUGCCAAGUCGAUUAACAGCAGCUCAAUGUCUGGGUCUCUGAGGCUGUGUUUACACAGGCAGCUCAAUUCUGAUUUAUUUUCUUAUCUUUUUCAGAGCUGAUCCGAUUGGUCAAAAGACAAAUGAGUGUCAAGAAAAUCUAAAUUGUGCUGCCUGUGUAAACACAGCCUCUCUUUGGUUAGGACAGGGUCUAAUAGUUGACAUAGACCCCUCUGUGACCAAGAAACCUCUAAACGUCCUCCUCAACCGCCUCACUCGGCCAUGCUAGUACAGUCACUCAUACAGCGAAUUACAUCACACGUCUAGAAUGUCCGUGCACAUUUACCAUACUGUACUGCCAUUGAGAUUUCCCUAACUUUUACAUUUCUGUUACGUGUCCUGUUCUACGGAGUGUAGCAUGCUGACUAGACCUGCCAAGUUCCGUGCACGAGUAUUGCAAAAUAAAUGUAUCCAUGUUAUUCAAUAAUUUCAUCCAAACUGCACGCGGGUGUAGUCAGGUGCUAAAAAUAGAACUGAAUGUGAGGUUAACUAGGUUUCCCCUUUUGUGUUUUAAUUGUCGACUUUUGUAUUUCAAAUGUGUCAAUUCUACAAUGAUCCACAAAAAAAAUACCUUAUUUAUUUUGUGUAAACUAACCCAAUAUUUAUUUGCCAGAACAAAUUGGCUAGCGAAAUGUCUGUGUUUCGACCUGUCCCCAAAUGAAUAUAUUUGAUUUUGGUAUUUUAAUCUGCGUGUCAUGAACGCGUCUGGUGGGGAGAAACAAAAUCAACAUGUGCACGAUGAUGUCUGUUGUGGCUAUCAUGACUGUUUUUGGCUUGAUGAAUAAUAUUCUUAUUGGACUGAAUACAUAAAAUACUGUUGAUAGCCCAUUUUACUUUACUGUGAUGGGUUAGCUUUUACAAUAUAUUUAUCUGUCUGCCAUGCUAUCCAGACUUGUUACAGGAACAACUUCAUGCAAGUGACCAGUUUAAGUCCAGGAAUGUUCUUUGAUGAACUUCUUUGAUGCAAGGCCAGUUGUUCCAUUUACCAUGAACUAAACAGGUGCUACAUAUCUGGCUGUGUUCAAGUAAGGUUUGGAGCGUCUUUCAAUAGCCAUUAGCAUGUGAAGGCAGGCCAUUGUGGGGAUGUAAAGCAUUUUGUGGUAUUUAAAAAAUAUAUAUUUUUAUGUGAUUGUUAUGGAGUGUUUUAUGCAGGGAUGUCAACAUUUUUAGCUAUGUUCAAUUGGCCAAAGGUUCUGAGGGAAAGAUGUGACUGUGGAAUUGUCAUAAAUGCAACACUGUAUUUGACAAAUUGAAGGACAAUAAAGUGUUCACUGAAACCA